This is a messenger RNA of Thelazia callipaeda (thelaziosis nematode), 2214 nucleotides long. The record is from the annotation of a GenBank genome assembly. Lineage: Eukaryota; Metazoa; Nematoda; Chromadorea; Rhabditida; Thelaziidae.
AUGGCAGUUGGCGACAGCAUUUUGCGCAGUUGUAAGCGUAAGGAAAUAAGGAAAAGAAAAAAACAAUUCAAAAAGAUCCGUCGAACUGCAUAUUAUUUCCAUAAAAGGACUGAAGAUGUCAUGAUUCCGCAGCCAGCAAAUUUUGAAGAAAGUACUGAUCCGACAAAGACGGAUAAGAAAAAGCAUUCUAAAAGGCGUAAAAAGAAAACUAAAAAAGAAGUGUGCAAAGAUGAUCUUAAACAAGACAUUGAUGAGGAUGAUAUUGAGAUUCAUCGUUAUGAACGAUUGCUUGGAUAUAACAAACGCAAAAGCCAAAAUAUACCUCAAGUGUUUCGUGCUGAAGGACUUGAUUAUCUCCUCGAAAUAUGUGACUCAAGUGUGUCGAAACCACAUCUAGCUGAAGAAGAAAUUGGUUUUGAUGUGAAUGAGGGCCACAAACUCGUGAGUGUGGAGAAAGAAGAGCAAAGUAGUGGAAGUAAGAAUAAAAUUGUUGCUUCAAGAAAGAGGAGAAACUCGUCUGCAUUGUCGAUUACUGAUGACAUGGUUAAAAUGGAAAAGUCCAGUGGAAAUGAAAGUAAUGAUGAUAUAAACCAAAAUGUAGAAGAGGAUAUCUAUGGUCGAUUAGUUAAUAAGAAAACAGGGAAUGUUUUGCUUUCAAAAUCAGGUGCUCAGGAGAAACUUCGAGAUUUGGAACUGAAAGCAAAACUUCUAGAAACAGAGGAACAUGUGAAACUAAAAAAAUCAGUGAGGGGCCUUAUAAAUCGUUUAAAUGAACACACUGUAGUUAGUGCGGUGAAAACAUUCUCCGAAAUUUACUCUACUAAAGGACACAAUGAAGUUAAGCGGUUGUUUUUUUCGGAGAUGAUGAAUAGCAUCGUUAUGGGUUAUCGCUUACCAGAUCGACUUAUCACUGAAUAUGCUUUAUUUAUUGCUUUGAUACAUUCAACAGUGUCAGCAGAAGUCUCUUCAUAUUUCGUUGAAAACUAUAUCAUAAAACUUCUGGAAAUUAUUGCUGCGCCACCAGAAGGCAAGACUCUGGAAAAUCUUUGCGUUCAGCUGGCAGAAUUAUAUAAUUUUAAGGUUAUCAAAGUCGUUAUUGUAAUCGAAAUUAUGCAGCGCUUACGUGAAGAAAUCAGCGACAAAUGUUUAGCCUGUUUUAAGACUUUUCUGAGUUAUUGUGGUAAUACUAUGAAAAACAGAGAUUUGAUUGCUCUGCAAAAAUGUAUAGCAGAAACGCAGUCAUUUUUUGCACAGUUGUCUCAAACAUCUUCGAAAACAGAGCAGUUAUGGUACACUGUAGAGGAAAUUAAUACGAUAAAAAACGCAGACAUUCGUAAAUUCACGGAAAUUGUAGAUUUCGCAACACAUGAUCAUUACUUAAGUAUUUUUCGUGGAUUAACAAGAAAUGUGGAUAAGGAGAAGGAGUUACCUAUGAGUGUCGAUGAUAUUGUUAAUAUACCAGUUCGAGGGCGCUGGUGGCUUAUCGGUUCAGCUUGGCUGUCAACCUCAUCCGUUCUACAGAGUAAUAUAGGUGCUGAACUGUCAGAUAAGACAAACGUGAAAUUCGAUGCUUCUUUAUUGCUGCUUGCUAAAAAAGCAAAAAUGAACACAGCCAUUCGGCGCGAUAUUUUUUGUACAAUUAUGUCUUCAAUGGAUGAAAUGGAUGCAUUUGAGAAAUUAUUAAAGCUGUCUCUGAAAGGACAGCAAGAGAGAGAAAUAGUCCAUAUUUGUAUCCAUUGUGCAUUGCGGGAAGCUCAUUAUAAUUCAUUUUAUUCUGCUGUUAUUGAUCGUUUAUGUUCUUAUCAUAAACGUUUUAAGCUCACUUUACAAUAUGCACUAUGGGAUCGAAUCAAAGACUUAUCGUCAUUAAAUGCAUCUCAGCAAAAGAAUUUGACGUUUCUCAUUGUUGAUUUACUGAUGAAACGUGCCAUUGGAAUUACUGUUCUGAAGGUCAUAGAAUUUGGUACGAUUGAUAAAAUAACUACUCAAUUCUUGCGAAACAUUUUGUCAUCGAUAUUAAGUCGGAGUACACACCAAAGCCUCAUGGAUAUGUUCCAAAAUGUGGUGACCUCAUCAAAACUCAAGCUUUUUGUAGAAGGACUUCAAAUUUUCAUUCAUAUGACAUUAAAAAAGCCUUUGGAAAAUGUAGAUAACAAGCGUCUUUUGUCUAAUAUUGACUUUCUUGACAGUAUUUGCAAUACUGAUUUUUUGUAA